Platichthys flesus (European flounder) is the source of this 3938-nucleotide messenger RNA. RefSeq names its product caM kinase-like vesicle-associated protein. NCBI's taxonomy places the organism in Eukaryota, Metazoa, Chordata, Actinopteri, Pleuronectiformes, Pleuronectidae. Gene Ontology annotation, molecular function: ATP binding; calmodulin binding; calcium/calmodulin-dependent protein kinase activity. The coding region runs from base 192 to 1484 and encodes 430 amino acids. The record is from RefSeq and is a predicted model, not a curated record. The transcript has 11 exons. Gene Ontology annotation, biological process: peptidyl-serine phosphorylation. Gene Ontology annotation, cellular component: intracellular anatomical structure.
CACAACAGAUGGUACACUACUACAGAGCGGAGGAGCGCACGAAUUUUACGCACAACUACUUUUAUCUUCUGUAAACUUGACAGGGACGUUUAGUGUUACAGGAGUAAGGUGGGUGUUCUCCGAGGACAGACUCAUCCUUGACCGGAUCGUACAUUUGGAGGCGGAAUUUGGUGUCAAGGUCAGGAGCGGCCAUGCCAUUUGGCUGUAUAACGAUCGGGGAAAAGAAGGAAUAUCACAUUCCUUCAGACGUGACAGAUAAAUAUGACCUGGGUCAGAUUGUUAAAUCGGAGGAGUUCUGUGAGAUAUUCAGGGCCAAGGACAAAACUACGAUGAAAAUGUACACAUGUAAAAAGUUCCUGAAGAAGGAUGGAAGGAAAGUCCGCAAGGCUGCCAAGAAUGAGAUCCUCAUCUUAAAGAUGGUGAAGCAUCCCAAUAUUCUCCAACUGGUGGACGUCUUCGAGACCAAGAAAGAGUACUUCCUUUUCCUUGAACUUGCAACAGGAAGAGAGGUGUUUGACUGGAUCCUGGAUCAAGGCUACUACUCAGAGCGAGACACCAGUAACGUUGUGCGCCAGGUGUUGGAGGCCGUCGCCUACCUCCACUCCCUGUGUAUCGUUCACAGAAACCUGAAGCUGGAGAACUUGGUUUAUUUCAACCGCUUGAAGCACUCUAAAAUAGUCAUCAGUGACUUCCAUCUUGCAAAGCUGGAGAAUGGACUAAUCAAAGACCCCUGUGGGACACCGGAGUACCUAGCUCCUGAGGUGGUUGGAAGGCAGCGAUACGGCAGGCCUGUUGACUGCUGGGCUACGGGUGUCAUCAUGUACAUUCUGCUGUCAGGAAACCCUCCGUUCUACGAUGAAACCGAUGAGGAGGAUUAUGAAAACCACGACAAGAACCUGUUCCGAAAGAUCCUUGCUGGCGAUUAUGAGUUUGACUCUCCGUACUGGGAUGAAAUCUCUGAUUCAGCCAAGAGCCUGGUAUCUCGUCUGAUGGAGGUGGAUCAGGACCAGAGACUGACAGCCCAGGAGGCUAUAAACCAUGAGUGGAUCUCUGGUGGUGCAGCGUCAGAUAAGAACAUCAAGGAAAAUGUAUGUGCGCAAAUAGAGAAGAACUUUGCCAGAGCUAAAUGGAAGAAAGCAGUUCGAGUCACCACCAUCAUGAAGAGAUUGAGGGCCCCUGACCAGAGCAACUCGAGGGCCACCAGCCCUGCAGCUGGCGCCCCAGAGGACCCUGCAGCUCCCCAGGCUACCAUCGACCCCUCCGCACCUUUGUGUGGGGAAACACCUGAGGUGGCCCCCGCUGCAGCCACAGAGCUCCCUGCCGGGGGUGAGCUGAGCGACCCGGAGCCAGUAUCCUCACCUGGGGUGUCAGCCUCAGCAUCCGAGGGCCCGGCCCAGCAGGAGGCCGAGCCCACAUCCCGUUGUAACGGAGAGGCCUCGACAACUAACCAGGCUUCUGUCGAGGCAGAGGGCGAGCAGGGUUAGAACCCACCUCCCCUGUGUGACCUCUGCUGUCCCCACCAACUCCUGCACACUGUACAUUAGCUGCUAGCAUGGUGACACUGACUCUGCUUCUCUCUCACUUGCAGCAUUAGCAUCAUCUCAUGGAGGCUGUGUGCAACCUUUUCCAGAGCGCUGCAUAUCUUUGGCUUUCUCUAUACAAGUAUCGUGUCUUUUUUACUGACCCCCCCCCACCCCCUAGUGUUUUACGUCAGAUGUUAUAAACCAAGUCUAUCCCUGCAUAUUUGAGUUUUAGGGGCAGAAAAGAUUGGCUGUCAAGUUGUGGCUUACAGCUUUAGUCGUCGUUCUGAUUGCUCGCUCAGCGAUAAGAUAACAUAGGAGGACAUAGUUGUGCUGAAAAUGGCUUUGAUUACUUUUUAAUGAGCCAACUUGGGAAACUUCUCUCUGACUGUCUUGUAAUUACAGUAUUUGUUCUCAGAGUCAGUAGUAAAAUCCUGCUUUAACCUAAUUUUUGACCUUGUACAAUAAUGCUUAGUACAGGCUGGCCCUCACAUAUACUCGUCUCACGUGUUUAUCUUUCCUAUCGUUAUCGUGGACACUAAUUACUGAUUGUGCCAAGAUUGGUGACUGGGAGUUUUUUUUAAGCCCAAAACUGUAAUUUGAACGAGGCAGCUUCACACAUAAGCACACAAACAUAAACACCAUGUUCCUUUGCUCAGUUCCUGCUCAGGAAAGAACCUCAUAGCUGUAAGUGUAAAGAUUCUGUACAUAGAGACCUUUGUAGAAGUAGCCGAAACAGCAUGCAUUCUCACUUUCUGCUGUUCAUCUCAGACUCACGGCCACUUGGUGGAUAAAGAUGCGCGACUCGUCACAUCGUUGGCCACAGCGCUCUCGCCACAAGCGAUGUCACGGCUAAUGUAUAGUUCACUACACUGUGCAUCAUGAUAUCUAUAUAUACAGUGCAGUAAGCGCCCCUGCUGUCAGUGUAAAAGUUGUUUAAAAAGGAAAAAUGAAUACACCACCAUAACAUAGCAGUUCUAUGCAUUCAAAUUAAUUUGUAGCCUCUUUUUUUUGUUUUUUACAUCACAAAAGAAUUUAUCACAUCUUUAUCCACCAUGUGAGAGAAAUUGUAUUUUUGCUGGAUUUCAGUCUACCUGUGCGUUAUUUUUUUAAAUGUGUCCUUUGUGUUAGGAUACUGACUCAAAUGCCACACAUGUCUUAAUCUUUGGUUAUAACUAUAAAACAAAAUGUGCAUCAAUGGACCACAUGCAGCUUUCAAGGGGAAGAUGUGCAUCAUUUUUGACUUUGCCUGGGAUAAUCAUCCCCGGCACAGCUGCAUUGACCUGUAUUAUAUUGAGAAAAAAAAUGUAAUCCAGCAUAUGUUUAACAUAUUUAUAAUCUAUUUAUUAUUUAACUCUGUAUAUUUUUUAUUUAUAUAGGUUUUCAGCUUAUACUUGAUAAAACAGUAAUAACCAACUAUCCUUUCCUGUCACUGGUCCCCUCGAGCAUUAAUAAUGAGCUACAGAAGGAGUUCUCUGUAAUCACUCUAGAGGAAAAUAUAGAGCAAUAUUUGACAGGCUGCAGAAACUGUGAUUCCUGGUGUCCUUUUGCUCCAUGUACCUGUAAGUCUGUAGUCCUUGCAAGCCUUCUGGCAACUUAGCAAACACAUGGCUGCUGUCAGAAAAAUGUGUACGCGAGUGUGUGUACCUGGAUGUGCGUGUGUGUGUGUGAGACAAGUGUUCGAUAAGCAUUACGGCCGUAUCGAUCUUCUGGCCAGUAGGUCCCAGCAUAAUUUCCUGCGCUAAUACAUAAUUAACCAUCAGUUUUGACUCCCUGGUCAAAUAAAGACAGCAGCCACAUUGUCAAUAGACUGAUUAGAUGAUAUAAUUAAAGUGUAAUAUGUCCUGGCUCCUGCUCGGCCACUUUGUCUUACUCUUCCUGAUCUGUUAUCACUAGUAUUUCCUGUGCACAUCUGUAAAUCUAUAUGAAAAGGUGCAUCAGAAAACUGAUCACAUUUAUUAUCUGUAGAAUCUCAAGUUUGACUUUGUUGUUGCAGAGUCUUUUAUUUCGACAUGUUUCUCUUUUUAAUAAGGUAUUUUGGUAAACACACCAAUCAUAGAGAGGAUUUCUUACAUUGCUGAAGAUCAAUAUUUAGAUUCGAACAAGAGGCUUAAACGAGAGAGAUUUUAGUGUGAAUAGAUUAUUUCACGUUGUCUGUUCUUUUUGUUUAGAUGUCAAAUAAACACUGUUGAAACACUGUUUAAAGCAAUGCUCCCCCCACCCCCCAACACAUUCCUCACUGUAUUUAGUAGCUCCAUGUCUGUUCAUUUUACCAUGCACUAACAGGUGUACUUGUAGAUGUGAUGUUUGCCAGGACCAGUGGUCACCUGUAGGUCCUGUCCUGCCUUUGUGAGCUCUGUACCGUUCUCCUUGACUGAGUUGAUGAAUUUGAUGGUAAUAAACUUUAAUUCAUCUGUU